This is a messenger RNA of Paramecium tetraurelia, 1017 nucleotides long. RefSeq lists its product as uncharacterized. Lineage: Eukaryota; Ciliophora; Oligohymenophorea; Peniculida; Parameciidae. The record is from RefSeq and is a predicted model, not a curated record. The transcript is spliced from 3 exons.
AUGAAUAAAUAAGAGAAAAGAAAGUUACCUAAUCACUUAUAAUAUGAUACUGUAAGUCCUGCCACUAAAUUACUUGAGAAGAGAAGAAAAAUGUACGAGGUGCAUGAGGCAUUUGAAGCACAAAGAGAGGAAUUCAAAAAAUAGGAAGAUAAGUUUAAGUUGGAGGAGGAAAAGAUUAGAUAAAAGGAUAUGGAAAUUUAGGAGUCUUUAAUUAAAUUUUGCAAAUUUCUAUAGGAUAAUGAAGCAAAGAAGAAGAGAGCUGAAGGGAGAUUAGAGGAGGAACGAAGAUAAAAAUUAUAGAAAGAGAAAGAAAUCUAGGAUUUGAAUGGGUAGUUGUAGGAGCUGGAAAAGAAAUAAUAAAAACUCGAGAAGAAGGUUACUUCAAUGAAAAAAUAUGAAGAAUAUUUAGAUAGCGUUGCAAAGCAAUACCCAGAAUAGUAUCAUGAUAUGGCAUCAAUUUUAGAGAGACAUAGCACAUUAUCGAGUUAGAAUUAAAAAUUGGUUGAAGAGCAUUAAUUAAUGGAAAAAACUUAUGAAACAGAAAAAUAUGUGUCAACCCAAACUGAGAAGGAUAAGAAUCACGAAAUUCUAUAAUUCAAUAAUGAUAUUAAAGAACUUCAAAAAAAAUUAGAAGAAAAGAUAGUCGAGAGAAAUUAAUUGCAAUAAUUGGUUGAGGCAUCAGCGAAUGAAGCUUCAUCUAAGAAUUUGAGUUUGGGAAGAAUUCUAAUGGCUAUUGAUAAUUUAUUUAAUAGGUGUUAGGAGGGAACCUAGAAGAUCAAACAUGAAUUGGAAGAAGCUAAAUAGGAUAACAACAAAAAGGAUGAUAAAAAAACAAAGAAAGAUGAUAGUAAGAAGUAAUAGAAUAAGGAUGAAUAUAAGGUAGAAGAGGAGGACAAUUAUGAAGUUAAAAGUUAAUAGGCUAUGUAGAAAUUAAAAAUUAUAUCUUUGUACUUGAAUGAUUUUAAAAAGAUUAUUUAAGGAUGCAAAGAAGACUAUAAAAAAGCAUAAAAUAAAUGA